AUGAAGAUCCUAGUGCUACUCCUGGCAGCAGUGGUGAUAGCUCAGUAUGAAGAAGACACAUAUGGAACCGAUCACGACGAUUUAGACAUAGUAUCCUUAGUGGAAGAUGAGGACCAGUUCAAUAGCUUCGUGGACUGCUUUAUAGACGAGACUCCUUGUGACGACGUUGCUGAAACAUUUAAAAGUGUAAUUCCUGAAGCAGUAUUGGAAGCUUGUGCCAAAUGCACACCAGCACAGAAGCAUAUAGUGAGAGUAUUCAACGAGAGCUUCAAGAAGAAAAUACCUGAAAAGUUUCAGAAGUUCAAGAACAAAUACGAUCCCGAAGGGAAAUAUUUUGACAGUUUUGAUGCUGCAGUUGCCGCGUUUUAGAUAAUGGAAAAUGUUAUUUGUUAAGAGUUAUAAACCCUAUUUUUGGACAUCUCAAGAAAAAAAUAAACUUAGGAUUAACUAGUUGAUAAUGUGCAUUAUUUAACAGUUACUUAAUAACCUUACAUAAGAUAAAUCGUUAUAAUAUUUUCUUUGUGAUGAAAGAUGUUUUAACUUUUAACUUCUGUUAUGGAAAUAAUUAUGAUAAUCUAUGGAAACAUGAUAUGAGUGAUGAUAACAAAUGAUCUAGCGAUGAGUAAAUUUGUAUAAAUUAC
This is a messenger RNA of Helicoverpa zea (corn earworm), 641 nucleotides long. RefSeq names its product allergen Tha p 1-like. NCBI's taxonomy places the organism in Eukaryota, Metazoa, Arthropoda, Insecta, Lepidoptera, Noctuidae. The transcript has 2 exons. The record is from RefSeq and is a predicted model, not a curated record. Bases 1 to 369 code for a protein of 122 amino acids.